UAAUAAAUCCGCGGUCACACUGAUCUCUAGGCAGAGGGUUUUUACCCAAAAAUUAAAUAAAAAAUAAUCAUUUUUAAUUGCAACGUGAGUCUGUUUCACGUAAAAUAUUGCAAUACCCACGGCACUGAUUCGUUCGCUUGUGUUUUGAGCUCGGAUAAAUGAGAGAAAACACGCUGAGAUGUAGAUGUUCACUGAGCGGCCGCAACAGCAGCAAUAACAAAAGCAAGAGUGAAAUUUAUGCAAAGAGAAAAGCGCGAUUAGCGCCAACGCCAAUACUAUGGAGAACUUAAAAAUAAGUGAUAAACUGUUUGAGGAUGUGAUAUAUUUCGUGCUUGGAAACCUGGAUGAAGAGAUUGAAAGAUUCCUGAAAAAUGGUGGCGCCCAGUCGAAACUUUUCCUCUCGGACAAGAUCACACAUCUGAUAUGUGCCACCAACUACUCAGAGGAGGAGCUGUCGAUGAACCUGGAGCUAUACAGUGUGAUUCCCGUCACCGAGCAAUGGAUCCUGCACAGUGCAAAACUGGGCCGCAUGGCCUCUACCCGCGCCUUCGAUCCGAGUCCACAUCAGCUGCGUCUGAUGCGCGGCAUCCGAGCGGCCAUCACCAACGUUGUGGCCAGCGAUCGGAGGCGCCUUUACGCGAUGCUCACAUACCACGGUGCCGUUGUCACCCACAGCUUUGGGGCCACUAAUACGCAUCUGGUAUGCGGGGCCGCCAACGGCGGUAUCUACAACAAAGCGCUGGCGCUUCCUAAAAAUGCCAUAAUCAUUGUGACACCAGACUGGGUGACGGACUGCCUCAAGUGCAAGGGCUGCCUGGCAUCGGAGCCGUAUCAUCCCAGGCUGCUGAAGCCUAUUGAAAAACAGCGGGCCCAGAAGCAGCAGCAGCAUCAACAACAAUUGCAGCAGCAACAGUUGCAACAACAACAGCAAUUGCAGCAGCAGCAGCAGCAUCAACAACAGUUGCAUCAGCAACAGUUGCAACAACAACAACAGCAGUCUGCCCCACCAUCCACUCUCUCGGACAUCUUGGGCUUCGGCGAGGACAGUGCAGCGGCCAAGAGCAUAGCCAGCAUAAAGUCGCAGCUACAGGCCUCGGCGGAACAAAUCCAACAGCAGCAUCAGCAGCUACCUGUGCCACCCGCCCAGCAACAGGUGGUGUUUGUUCGUCCUCAGCCGCAGCUUCAAAGCCAGCAACAGCAACAACAAAUGCAACAUCAGCUGCAACAACAGCAGCAGCAGCAAGGGGUUUCUCAAGCGCCUCCUCCAACGCACCCGCAACAGCCACAACAAUUGAUAAUACAACAGCAAAAGAUAAUCCCCGCCAAUCUUCAGCAGCAACAACAGAAUCAGCAGCAGAUCAAGAAUAUACUGCAGCAGCAAAGACAAAUCAAGAGCUCGCAGCAACACUCUCAGCAGCAACAACAACAGAUCCAAAUGAUGCAGCAGCAUAUUCAGCAAGAGCAACAACAGUCGCCCAGACUCCCCACAACCCCCACCACGGGGCGACAAACACCACGCACGCCGACAACAACGCCGCCCGUGCAAUCGCCCCAACAACACCAGCAACAGAUAGUGCAGCAGCAGCAAGUGGUUCAACAGCAGCAACAAGUGGUUCAACAGCAGCAACAAGUGGUUCAACAACAACAACAAGUGGUUCAACAACAGCAAAUUGUUCAACAACAAUCAGUGCCUGUUUCCCCCCAAAUCCUACACCAACACUUGAUGCGACAACAGCAGAUAUUGGGCCAGCAACAAAUGCACUUGCAGCAAAUCGUUCAAAGCGGCCAAGCACUCAGUGCCCAGCAGCAGCAGCAGCAGAGGCAGAUUCAACAGCAACAGCAACAAAUACUGCAGCAACUACAGCAAUUGCAGAUGCAAAUUCAACAGCAGCAACAGCAGCAACAGCAGCAAAAUCUUCAACAGCAGCAACAGUCCCCACGGAUGGUACAAAAUAGGUCGCCCGUAAUGCCACCGAACACGCCCUCUCCUUCGUUGCAACAGCAGCAACAUCAUGCCACCAGCAACAUGCUGCCACCUCAGUCUCCGCGCCAGCUUCAAUCGCCAGCACCGCAAAUGACUCCUCCGCCACCUCCUUCGCCACAGAGUGCCCAGCAGCAACAGCUCCUGCGACAGCAGCAGCAGCAACAGCUCCAACAGAGUCGCCAACAACACAUGAUGGGCUCCCCGCAGCAGCCACAACCGCCAUCGAUGAUGUCUCCGCAGCAACAGCAGCAGCAACAACAACAAAUGCCCUUCCAGCAGCCCGUUCACCAGCAACAACGCAUGCAAUUGCAGCAGCAACAACAAUUGGCCCAACAACAACAACAGCAGCAGCAAAGUCCGCAGCACAUCUCAGCCCCUCAGAGUCCGCAGAUAUCGCAGACACCGCCAAUGCAAAGCAAGCAGCAUCAGCAUCCGGCAGUGGGGGGACAGCCGCAACACCAACAGCAGCAAUCGUUCUCCCAGCAGCCCAUCGAUCCAACAGAUCCCGUUCAGGUGGCCCAAGUGCUUAGUCGCUCUGCGCUGAGCAGCAAUCAGGACUCUUUGAUCAUGCGUCAGCAGCAGUUGAAGCAACAGCAGUUACAGCAGCAGCAACAAAUGGCACCGCAGCCCCAGCCGCAGCCGCCCCAACAACCCCAACACACGCCAUCGCCGCGACAAUCGCCCUUGCAGCAUCAACAGUCACAGCCAACGACACCCGCGAUACAGCAACAACAAACAUCUCCACCAAUGCAACAGCAACCCCAACAACAACAACAGUCAAUGGCACCGCAACAACCAGCACCUGGACAGCAGCAAGUCAUCACGCAACGACAUGUAAUCAAUACAUCCACGGCGCAAGGGCAACAAAUCAUACAGAGCCACAUGAUGAAUCUUCAGCAGAAACAGCAGCAAAUGUUGCAUGUUCAACAGCAACAACAAAUAACACAGCAGCAACAGCAGCAGCUUCCACCGCAGCAACAACCUCAGCAGCAGCAGCAGCUUCCACCGCAGCCUCAGCCGCAACAGCAACAAGUUCAGUUCACACAACAGCAACAGAUUGCCCUGGGAGCUGGUGGACAGGUACGGAUCAUUCAGCAAACGAUUCAACGACCACAGCAACAGCAGCAAGUUCCCCAACAGCAACAACAGCAGCAACAGAUCCUUGGACAAUUUCCGCAACAACAGCAGCCUCUUCAGCAACAACAAAUGUCACAGCAACAGACUCCUCAGCAGGUAUUGGGACCGCAGCAGUCACAGACCCAACCGCAGCAGCAGCAACAACAACAACAACCACCACAGCCAAUGCAACCUCAGGGAAAAACUUUCAUUAUCAGCCAGCAGCACUUCAAUCAGCUAAGCGUGCAGCAGCAGCAACAGAUUUUGGCGCAAAAUCAGCAGAAUCAAAAUGUGUUCCUUGUCAAUCAACCUAGUAUCUCGCAGCAGCAACAGCAACAACAACAACAACAGCAGCAGCAGCAGCUCGUUCAGCAGCAGCAAAUGCUGCAACAGCAGCGCAUGCAAAUGCAACCCCAGCCACAACAAAUCGUUGUCAACCAACAAAUUUUAAGCGAUCCGCAGCGCUUACAGUACCUUCAACAACAACAAUUGAUGCAGCAAAAGCAACAACAGCAGCAACAGCAACAACAACAACAGCCGCAGCUUGUGGGAGCAACACAACAACAGCAAAUACAUAUUCAGCAACAACAACAACAGCAGCAGGCGCCGCAACAGCAACAACAAAUCUUGCAGCAGAAGCUCCCAAUCGAUCCCCAGCAGCAACAGCAGCAGCAGCAGCAGCAGCAAAUCAUGCAACAAGUACUAAUAAAACAACAACAGCUGCCCCAACGAACACCCCCUCCGCAACAACAGCAGCAACAACAGCAAUUGCUGCUGCAACAACAAUCACCCCAACACCAUGCACAAAUGCAGCAAUCAGCGCAUUGGUCUCCGCAGAGCCCUGCCUCGGGCCAGAUGGCACCAACUACACCCGGCACGCCCACCAGCAGUGUUGGAAUGCAGUCACCGCUACCCGGCGGACCGCCAACACCCCAGCAGCACCAACAGCCACCGCAGCAGUUUGCACCACGUGGACUGCGGCCGCAAACAUCUUGGCCAGGACAGCAACAUCAGCAGCCUCAAGCUCCGCAGCAACAACAGCAACUUGUGUUGCCGCCACCCCAACAACAACAACAGGCACCACAACAACAGCAGCAGAUUGUAUUGCAACAGCCGCAACAACAGAAAAUAGUUCUGGAUGAAAAAACGCAUGCACAUUUCAUGUCUCUGGACGCGCACAAACGAGCCGAGUACAUUGCGAAGCUUAAUCAGCAGAACAAGCCCAGGGUAAUGCUGCGCCAGCAAGUGGCCUAUCAGCCACGUCCCGGCACUCCAGGAGUAGUCGCCACGCGACCUUCUGGUCCAGUUCCCCCGGGCCACAUAAUUGUCCAGAGUCAAAUGCCACCGGGACUAACACAGCAGCAACAAAUGCUCUGGCUGCAACAGCAGGGCACACGUCAGGUGGUGGUGCGAGCCGGGGGUACUCCCGGUCUGAGUCCCAUUCCCAUUCAGCAGCAGCAGCAGUCAGGCGUCGGACCUCCGCAACAGCAACAGCCACCGCAACAGCCCUUCAAUCCCAACGACCCUAACCAGCAAAUGUUGCUGCAGAGGCAACAGCUUCGGGUCCAGCAGAUACCCAUCCAGCAGCAGCAGGCGCCCCCGCAGAUGGGCAAGCAGACGGUUCAACUCAUCACCGGACCGAAUGGGCAGCUGAUUGAGCAGCAAACGAUCGUCCAACAGCAGCAACAGCCUACCACACCAGGCACACCCAAUCCACAGGGUGGUGUUGGCAGUAGCGUUGUCGCAGGUCCCCCCGGAAGCGGGAACAUUAUGACGCAAACGCUGGUUAUGACAACAGCUCCAGAUGGACAGCUGCAGCAAACGCCACAGCAAAUGAACCUGAAGACAAAGACUGCGUUGGCUAACAUGCUAAGUAAUCGCCUGGGCAAUAAUGGUGUGCAACCGCAACAGCAGCAACUGAUCCAAAUGGCUGAUGGUCAGACACAGCAGCAGCAAGCUCCCCAGCAACAGCAAAUUGUCCAGCAGGUGGUGGUGACUGGGGCAACACAACAGCAGCAACAGCAAUUGCUGUUACAGCAACAACAGCAGCAGCAGCAACAGCAGCAACAACAACAGAUGGUGGCACAGCAGCAAUUGGCACCACAGCAGCAUGUUGAGACUCCGUCUGCUGCCGGCGCACUCCGGAUGAUGGGCCAGCAGCAUAAUGCAGCAGCAGUGGGAGUGGCUGGUCCACCCAGAACCCAACAGGAGUUGCUCAUGCUUCAGCAGCAACAGCAGCAGCAGCAGCAACAAAUGCUUCAGCAGCAGCAAAUGCGGAGAGUGGUUGGCGUUCCCCAGCAACAGCAGCAACAGGUUCCGCAGCAGCAUCUCGUCCAGCAGCAAAUUGUUGUGGCUUCUUCACCCUCGCCACAACAACAGCAACAACAGAUGCCCGUGGGAGUGGGCGGCGUGCCGGUGCAGCGUCCACCGCAUGGUUAUAUCCAGACACGCCCCGGACAGCCGCCGAUCCCGAUGCCGCAGUUCUACGGCCACAAUCCGAAUCUCAAGCUGCCCGUCGAUCUCUUUCUGGUGGGCUGCACCUUCUUUAUUGUGGAAUACGACGAAACGGACAGUGACGAGCUGCCCAUAUGGCUGGACACUAUUCGACAGUUCGGCGGGGACAUUGAACGCGUCUACUGCCCCAGAGUGACGCAUGUCAUCUGCCGCACCCAGAGACACGGCGUAGUGAUGCAGGCUUUACGAGAUGCCAAGCGCUGUGUGACCGCCUACUGGCUGAGCGACAUUUGCCUGAAGCGACAGCUGAUGCCUCCUUGGCAGCCGCUCCAUUUGCCCUUCCCCAGUCAGUUUGGCUAUCGCAAGCCGCUGGAGCGGUACAUCAUCACCUCUGAGGGAUUCGAGGGCGAGGAGAUGGUGAGACUGCAGCAGAUGGCUGAGGAGUGCGGGGCCAUCUACACCUCGUACCUCUCCAAGGUGAACACUGUGGUCGUUUGCAAGCAGCUCGAAGGCAAUAAGUUCAAUGCGGCCAAGGAGUGGAACAUUCCCAUGGUCAAUGCCCUGUGGCUCAGUGAUGUCUGCAUCGGCAAUCUGAGUGGCCUCUCCCAGUACGACAAUCCAAAGUACCAGCAGUACAGUCUCGUGGCUCCGUUUCGCAUCGAAUGCAACUUGGUUGCCCAUCUGCUAACUGCCUGGAAGGCGCCCAUCAAUUUAACUCAGGAGGCUCACGAGCGCGUUAAGCGUCAUUUAUCCGAUCCCUAUGGCAAUGAACAGAAACUGAAGCGCCAGAAGAUGAACUCUUUCCAGCAGGAGCAGCUGCCCGAACAGAUUGUCUGCCUAGAAUACCCCACAACCACCAAGCCCCCGAAGGUGAUAUUCUCUCAGGUCGCUGAUGCUGAAGCCCUCAAAAAGGCUGUGGUAAUCUUGGGUGGAAUUGUUGUGGACAGCCCUGCAGAUGCCACUCACCUGGUGAUGACACGCGAGAGUCGCACCUGCAAACUGAUUCAGUCCUGCUGCCAUGUGGACUAUGUGCUAAAGUCGAGUUGGAUCGUGGAGAGCGCCAAGGCGGGUCGAUUUGUGCCAACCGAUCCGUAUCGUAUACAGCACAUACCAGUCGACGAGAACCUACAGUUCAAUCUGGACACGGUUUUGUGUGCCCCCACGCGCUCCACGCUGUUCGCUGGCAGAUGUUUCCAUGUGACGCCGGAUGUGUUUCCGGCCCGCGAAGAAAUCAUUCGCAUGAUUGAAUCGUCUGGUGGAAAGGUGGAACCAAAGCGACGCAGCGGUGCUGCUGUAGUUGAAUCCCAUGUUCAGUCGCCCGACUCGUACAUCAUUGUUACCUGCCCCACGGACAUGCAUCUGUGCGCGGAUUUGACGAGGCACGGCAACCCCAAAUGUCACAUUGUCUCCACCGAGUUCGUGAUGAGCUCAAUUCUGAAACAGCAGCUGGAAAUCGAGCCCAAUCUGAUACCUUACUUGUACAAUAACAACAAUGCCAACAGCUGUAACAACAACAAGUCCUAGCAUCGUCGAGUGUUUUGGUUGUUGUAUUAGUGCUAAAACAAAGUAAGUAUCAGGUUUCAGGAUAUAGGUGUAUAAAAUUUAGAAGUUGCAAGUUGUUAAAUAAGUAUAUAAGAGAAGAGAGAGAGAGAGCAUCCAUGUGAGCCACCCCAUCAAAAUAACAUUUGCUGACUAGACUGAUGAUGCAAUUUAUUCGGAACCUGCCCGAGGCCCUGCCCAAUUUCUUAUGAUAUAUACCAUACCAAUAGGAAUCUAGUCGACUGAACUCGUCAACUCAGAGGGCCAUGCAAGAUGGGUUACACAGCAACAUAUCGUUUAAAUUUCACACCCUUUAUGUACGGAAUCAUUUUUCUAACAUCUCAUCUUAUCUUAUACACAGUAAUUCAUAUUUUUCUUUGGCAUAAGCUGACAUUUUUUCGACAACCAUUUGAAUUAUACGAGUAUAUACGGCAUACGCCAGUAUAACCCUACUCUGAAUUUUUAUUUCUUGAGCUUCAAACUCCCUAUGAAUUGUAUAUAAUUUACUUUAAUAGCAAUGAUUGCAAUGAUCUGAAUCUGUUUAUUUUUUUGGAUUAUAUUGAUAUACAUAACUCAGUUCUUGAUGAGAUGUCAUAACCGACCGAUAUGUGUAGGAAUUGUGAGGAUAGAAUGUAAGAAAAGAUCUACCUUAAUUAGCCUAAAGAAGAGUUAUAUAAAAGAAAUCAAUCAAUAUAUUUUUCUGAGGGUUCUUGAACCAGCUAGCUGUAAAAAGUCACACAAAUAUACAUACAAUACAUAUAUAUUUCCCUAGAGUAUACGAAAAUGUUUCACAGAAAUUUAUAUAUUGCUGGCUAUUAGUAUUUUAAGUACUUUUCACUUAGUUAAAGCCAAUAUUUUCUAAACAAAUAAUAUACAAAUGAGAAUAUUCUUAGUUAGGCACUGUACGAAAUCAA
This is a messenger RNA of Drosophila miranda, 8007 nucleotides long. RefSeq names its product PAX-interacting protein 1 (gene Ptip). Gene Ontology annotation, cellular component: MLL3/4 complex. The transcript is spliced from 7 exons. The coding region runs from base 278 to 7078 and encodes 2266 amino acids. Lineage: Eukaryota; Metazoa; Arthropoda; Insecta; Diptera; Drosophilidae. The record is from RefSeq and is a predicted model, not a curated record.